Molecule: messenger RNA, 8911 nt
Organism: Schistocerca piceifrons (Central American locust)
Lineage: Eukaryota; Metazoa; Arthropoda; Insecta; Orthoptera; Acrididae
Gene: Piezo
Product: piezo-type mechanosensitive ion channel component
Exons: 47
Coding region: 241-8028 (2595 amino acids)
Source: RefSeq, a predicted model, not a curated record
GUCAGUGUAUAGUGCCGUAGGGAGGCUUAGAGUGCCGUUGUGUAAAUGACUGUUUAAUAACAUAACCGAAUAAUUUUUCUUGUAAAUAUUUACGUCGAAAUGAGUGACUGUUAGAAGGAUAUAGUUUUUAAACAAGAGAAUAGUCCACAAUCUCCGUGAUUUUUCCGCUUAACGCCGCUGUUGAAUGUGUUUCAUACCAGAUAUAAACUUCCCGCUUUGAAGGCGCAGUAACUCAGGAAGAUGACACAGUAUUUGCUGUCAUUUACACUCAUCAGACUGGUGCUUCCGAUUUGUCUUUCAGCAUGUGUGUUGUUUCGCCAAAACUUGUUUUCUUUUCUUUACUUCCUCUUGUUUCUGUUCAGCCCAUGGGUGAAGGUUCCAACGUACAAUAGUAUGAAAGGUGCAACUGGAAUAUAUUUACAAGUAGUCAUAUUUUGCAGUGUAAUAACGUGUUUAGCACAUUUAGCCUUCCAACUUGUGCUUUUAUCAAUGCCCCCAUAUGGAUAUUUUCUGGAAAAUUGUGGCAUGCUGGAGAAGAUUCUUCGUCAUGUAGGAUUGGUGCGUCUGAAUGAUCUGAGUAUUAGUAAUGGAAUUCGUAUACUUGGACCAGAUAUUUUAAUGCUAUCAUGCUCGUUGUCAGUAUACAUAAUUUGUAAGAGAUUAAAUGCUCAAAGGCGAGACACAGUAGCACCAGAACAUGAACCUUCAAGCACUAUUAUCUUGCCAAAGGCAUCUCGAACAUUACGCAGAAAACGUUACAGAUUUUUUGUUAUUAUUGGAAAGUACAUUACUCUGCUCUCAUUAGGAAUUGCUGGUGUAAUACAACCAUCGGUACUCAAUGGAAUUUACUUCAUAACCUUUCUUGGUUCCAUGACAUGGUGGGCAUGUUACAGGGACUUGAGAAGAGCAUUUUCAGUUGUCCUUCACAUUAUUGUGUUAAUUGCAGCUGUACAUAUCACAGCAAUUUUUUGUAUGCAGCUGCAGUACAUACAGGAAAUAGUUACUGAUAAAUGCAAUGUUUGCAGGUACCUGGGACUAAAAUCACUUGUCUAUACAAAUUGCUUGGAUCCAGGUGAUACAUGGUACAUUGAUGCAGACUGGACAAAUUUUCUUAAUCCUGCUGUUCUGUUUUGGUUGUACUAUGUCCUGUCUCUUGAAGCCAGGCUUCUCUUUAUGCCACAUGAAGUUUCUCUAGAAAGCAAUGAAUACUCUGUCAUCAGUGGGAGCAGAACACAGAUCAGCCGUCCAGAGGUUGAAAUUGAAGAUGAUGAGAGUGUCGGCUUUAGAGAAAAUACUCCCUUGAUACGUGGUGUAAGUCCUACAGUGAAAUAUCACUCCACUGUUCACAAUGCUGAAGUUGUUGGUGCUUCAAAUAUGUUCCAAGAUCCUCAUGGUAGUGUAACAAUUACUGACGGCCGUGAAGAUGCUAUCCAGCUUCAGCCUAUAGGUGAGAAUGAGGGAGAGGAGCUGAGAAGCAGUGCCUUUGAAAUUAUUUUGGACUGCAUUACACUUACAAUUCAACUAAUCAACCGAUCUUCAUAUAUUGGUGCGAAUUUAAUAAUGAUGGCAUGGAGUAUUACACACCACAGUUGGCUUACAUUUGUUUUACUGUUAUGGGCAAGUUUACUGUGGAUGUUCCCAAAUCAGCGCAGAGCUAUGUUGCGCAGCUCCCCAUUCUUAGUUUUUUAUGCAGAGCUUCUGCUCAUAGCACAAUAUAUUUAUGGAAUGGAUUUAAAUGAUUCGGAGUUGCCUCAGGAAGUCAAAGGAGUUAAUCUGAAACAAAUUGGCUUCGAGAAACCGGAUGGGUUAGCUUGUGAACCACUAUUAAUAAAGAUUGCAUACACAAUUAUGUUCUGGAUAACACUAAGGCAGUAUAUGCAAGAAAAAUUUGAACAGCGAAGUACUUCAGCCUUGCACGACUUAGCAGCUCCUUUGCAAGUUACUGUCAACACUGCUACCUCAGGUUUUGGUAACCAGAAUGAAACUAAUAAAACAUAUGGAUGUUUAGAGCCAGUCUUCAAGUAUGUUAAAAUGAUUAUGGUGAAAUACUUCAUUUGGGUAGUGGCAAUCAUGCUGUUUGCCAUUGGAAUUACUGGAAAACGUAUGACACUGUUCCGGAUAAUAUACAUGGCACUAUUUCUAGUAUUUGUGUUAGUCUUUCAGCUGUCAUAUAGGAUGUGGAGGAGAAUGAUGUUUGGCUUUUGGUUGACAGUUAUUGUGUAUUCAAUGUCAAUUCUGAUAUUGGUAUAUACAUAUCAAUUUGAUAAUUUCUCAGAGUACUGGGCAAAGUACCUGCAUAUUCCUUUAACACUGCAGUUGGAUAUUGGGCUGGAAAGGUUUGAUACAACACAACUGUUCACACGUCUUCUUACACCAACAGCAUUUCUGGUUAUGACAGUUAUACAGCUCCAUUAUUUUCAUAAAGAAUUUUUGGAAAUAUCUGACAUUAGAGCAAGGGCAGCUACACUUAAUUCGGCUCGAACUAGCCGAUCUGGAGAUGCUUCAGGAAGAGAUAUUUCACUUCGUGAAGAAGAUACUGAUGAAAGUUCAAGGCCAGAUGAUGCAAAUGUCAGAGGUACUUCUUUUUACAGGCUACAGCAGCUGGGAAUGAAGGGCAAGCAUUUGAUUGAAAAAGUGAGUGACUUUAUGUGGCUGUUCCUGGAGAUGCAUAUACUCAAGAUAUUACUGUUGUCCAUCAUGCUACUGGGUGCCUAUGAUGUCUGUGCUUUACACUUCAUCCUGGUACUAUUAGCAGUCAUCAGUUUAUCAUUUGGGACAAAAUUUCAGACUAUAGUGGCUCACAUAUGUUCUGUUGGUGUAUCUUGCCUGAUACUAGCAAAAAUGAUAUAUCAAAUAGAAUACAUAGAGCAUGAUCUGAAUGAUGUAAAUUGCACGGAUACAACACCAAGAAAUGGCACAGUACCUCCAGGAGAAGAAUCAAAUUUUACAGCAAAUGAUAUGGACUGGGUGGGUUUUCAUAAAAGUAGUGAAGACUUCAGCCUCCCAGAACUUUUAAAAGGUUACAUUGGUUUAAUAUUGGUUGCAACAUUUCGAGCUGUCAUAAACAUCCGGCAGAAAUAUGUGCGACACUUAAGGGGUUUCUCCACUUUGAGGCCAACUGUUAUGUUCCCUAACAUAAGGCGUGCUGAUGCAGAUAAAGAUCUUAAAUCUUUUGUGAAAUACCUAUUUAAUUAUGGAUUCUACAAAUUGGGCUUGGAGGCUUGUCUCAUGGCUACUGUUGGGCUGAUUGGAACACGUCUGGAUUUUUAUGCAGUUUUGUAUUCCUUCUGGCUGUGCCUCUUGUUUGCAAUGAGAAGAGAAACUGCAGCCAGAAUCUGGAUAUUCUAUCAAAUUUUUAUAGCUGUACUCUUACCUGUUCAGUAUGCGCUAGCAGUUGGUUUGCCACCUGGACUGUGCCUGUCAUAUCCGUGGUACAAUUCUGUGUUGCUGAGAAGAUUACAGGAUUGGAUGUUCCUCCCGGAUCCACUCCACAGCCCUCCAGCAUACAAACUUGUCUGUGAUUUUGUAUUAUUGAUGUUGGUAUGUCGCCAGAGUGUUGUUUUCCACAUUGAAAGGCAAAACACUGAUGUGGAAUUCCCUGGUGGUACCAACAAAGAUAUAACCACAGAAGUUGAAGACCCAAAUUUUGUAAAUCCAGUGCCUGAUCACAUUUCAUAUGUACGGUCCUGGUUGGAUAUAUUGAAACGAGGAGUCUUGCGUGGAUUCCUGUGGACAUCCUUAGCUGUUGUUUUCCUCACUGGCACAAAUAGGGUUAAUGUCUUCUCUCUUGGUUACUUGUGUGGUUCGUUCAUUUUCUUGUGGCAGGGAGAAGAUUUUUACUUAAGGCCAAUCAAGAUGGUGGUGAGAUGGUGGAAUACUUUGCUUGGCUAUAAUGUGGCUGUGAUAGUCAUCAAAGCUAUUCUUCAGAUACCUGGAUGCAUUUUUGCUGAAUAUUUUCAAACUAAUGCUUGCUGGGCUGUGCAGUUGUUCAGUAUAGGUUGUAUAAAAAGAUUUGGCAACUCUCUCGAGACCAGUGGCCUGACUGAUGCUCCAGAAUGUCAUGUGCCAAAAGAAGACAUUGGCAUUGCGUGGGAUGGUGUUUGCUUUGGAUUUCUCAUCUUGAUGAGACGGAUAUUUUGUAGCUAUUACUUUGUUCAUCUUGUCAAUGAAACAAAGGCAAUGACAGUCCUUGCUUCCAGAGGAGCAGAAUUAAUAGAAGAACUCAGACAGAAAAGGAUCCGUGAACAACAAGAACAGGAACAUCAGAUACUUGAGAAAAUAAAACGGAAGAUGGAGAGAAUCAAAGCAACUCAGCAAAAAGUUCAAGGAGCACUAAAGGAACCAACAAACCAUUUUGCAGAGGGUGAACUCGGGCGACAGCGCAGGCGUGCAUUGUCUAAACGUGCUGCAAUUCGCUCUGGCGACUAUUAUAUGUUUGAGGAAUUUGAUGAUGAGGACAUUCUAGAUGCAGAUAAAGAUGAAUCAGAUGAUUUUGAUCAUCAAUUUGAUACUGAUAAAAGGCGGGCUACUCUUGGAGAGAUAUUGUCAGCUGCAAUGAAAACUGAUGUUGAGCAAGCAGCUGACAUGGCUCUUAGUAUAAAACCUUCAGAGGAGAGUUCAUCAGCACUGCCAAGGAAGAAGUCAUCGUUCUUCAGUGCCCAGUCUCAUGUGUCACCUGACCAACCACCCACUGCUCAUCAGCCGGGACCCUCAGUACCAGAAGAGCAGCCUGAAUCGGAAGCCCCUGGGACGCAGAGAUCAGUGGAAGGGAAGGAUACAACUGAUGGACAAGAAGCAGCUCUAGGUGAAGAAAAAGAGAUGAAAACAGAGGGACUUGAUGAACACAGAUCAACUGCAUCUUCACGACGCAGCUCACAAACAUCCAAAAAACAAUCGCUAGGGCGUACUGUGUGGACAUACAUAAAAUUUGCUUGGGCAUUAAUAGAAGGUUCAAUGGAGACACUUGUUCGAUACUUGAACCGCUUCUCAAGGGACUACCGCUAUGUUAUCCGGGUGCUAGCCUUGGAAAAGAAAUUGUUGAAGGAAGAUCCUACUUUUGGCAAAGGAGUGCGCACUGGUGCAGGUAUGAUAUGGCAGCCCCUCCCAUCAGGUCAUGAACGGCAACGACCCAGGCUACCACAAUCAGAGUCUGAGGCUUCUGACAUACGUUACUUUUUGAGUAUCCAGUCUCCUCUAGGUCAAGAUCUUAGCACUACUGAAUCAAAAGCAAGGAGCUCACAGUGGAGGCUGCAAGGGGACUUGCUUGGGGUGCCAGAGAUUCGUGUCCUUGCUCCCAGUUUGGAGAGGGGCUUGGAUUCAGAGGGCGGCAGUGGGUUGGAACCACCAAGUGUGGAAGAAAUGGAUCAGCAAGAAUUGAGUCCUUCUGAUCAACCACCUAUUGUUCGGUUAUUCCUGGCACUUUGGUUUGCAAUAAUCUCACACUCAGAACUAGUUUGCUACUUUGUUGUCUUUUUGCAACAAGUGAAGUCACCUACAAUUCUUUCAUUGCCAUUGCCAUUAAUGGUCUUCUUGUGGGGAACACUGAGUGUCCCAAGGCCUACAAAAACAUUCUGGGUCACCUUGAUUGCAUACACCGAGGUAAUAGUUGUCCUCAAGUGUAUGUUCCAGUUUGAAUUGUUACCCUGGAACCAGCAAGCUGUGCCAGACAAUGCACCCUUUUUUCCUCCAAGAAUUCUAGGUAUUGAACGUAAAAGUCAUUAUGCAGUUUAUGACUUAUUGUUGUUGCUUGUGGCAUUUUUUCACAGAUUCAUGCUGAAGUCCCUUGGACUGUGGAAAAGUUCAUACCAAGAUACAGAAGAAUUUGUGAAAGGUGAAGAGGUUUAUGAACUUCUGGAAGAUGAAGAUUCACAGUCUGUUGAUCAAAGGAAGACUGCCUCAGAGAGAUCAGGUUCAACGGCAGAUGACAGAAGUAUUCAUUCACAAAUGAGGCCCAGAGAUGGUAUGGGAUCCUUCCGUAGGAGAAGAAGUACAAAUUAUGAUAUUAUGACAACAGGUGGUCGUAAGCUUGCAUUUUCAAGAGGAUUUCCAGAUGAAGUCAUUCCAAGAGAAGCAGGAAGCCGGAGAGCUACCCUUAUUGUUGUCAAAACGGAGGAUGCUGAGCCAUUUCAACAUAUUCCUCAAGUUAUGCUUGAAGCGGGCAAAAGAUAUGUGAAUGCUGUUCAGGAUUUCUUCCAUCAGCUUUUGCAUCCAAGCCUUCAAGUCACUGCUGAUGUUUAUGCAUACAUGUUCAUGUGUGAUUUCUUCAAUUUUAUAAUUGUCAUCAUGGGAUUUGCUUCAUUUGGGACCCAGCAGGGUGAUGGUGGUGUCUCAUCAUAUCUACAAGAAAACAAAGUACCUGUUCCGUUCCUAGUUAUGAUGAUACUUCAGUUUGCACUUAUAAUUAUUGAUCGGUCACUAUUCUUGCGGAAAUUUAUUCUUGGGAAGAUAAUUUUUCAGUUUUUCUUAGUUAUUGGAGUCCACAUAUGGAUGUUCUUUGUACUGCCUGCGGUCACAGAAAGGCCUUUUAAUGCUUCUCUGCCACCCCAGAUGUGGUACAUGGUGAAAUGCUUCUACUUACUAUUAUCUGCAUACCAAAUAAGGAGUGGUUAUCCAACCAGGAUAUUACGGAACUUCUUGUGCAAGAAAUAUAAUAUCAUCAAUCUCUGUCUCUUCAAGCUGUUUAUGGUUACACCAUUUCUUUUUGAGCUAAGAGCUCUCAUGGAUUGGGUAUGGACUGACACUUCGAUGACACUGUUUGACUGGCUCAAAAUGGAAGACAUAUUUGCAAAUAUAUUUGAACUGAAAUGUGGGAGAAGAAUGGAAUCAGAGUAUCCACAGCCAAGAGGACAAAAGAAGUCUCCUACUACCAAAUACCUGAUGGGUGGAGGAUUUCUAUUUCUUAUAAUAGCUAUUAUAUGGUUCCCACUAGUGUUCUUCGCACUUGGUAACACAGUGGGAGAACCUAGUGUUCCAUAUGAAUUUACCUUGGAGGUUAGAAUUGGAGCAUAUCAGCCAAUUUUUAAAAUGUCUGCUGGAAACUCUACUAUCCACAGGUUGCAAGAAAAAGAGUACAUGCAGAUUGUAAACAUAUACAAGAAAGAUCGUUCGGCUCAGACAUUUUUAUCAGCUUACAAUUACGAUGAUAUUGCAGUUGCUGUAUUAAACAGAAAUUCUACAAGUGUAUGGGGAAUUUCGCCUCCAGAUCAGCAGCGACUUAUUGAUGAAGUUUCAGAAGAGCGUGACAUUGUUAUAAAGUUACUGUGGACUGUGAAAAGAAACACAAAUGAUCCUUCAACAAGUGGAAUUAUCACUGACUCAAAGGAUUGGGUUAUUCAGGGGCGAGUAAAUAAUGUCAGAAAUCCAGAACUUGAUAAGUUGCUAAAGCUGCUGAAAGGAGACAAAGGAGAAAAUUAUGUUGUGUUGCAUGAUGUGCUUCCAAAAUUUUUAAAAGUUACAAAUAGGGAGACAGCUACGCCUGUGACGCAAUUUAUGUAUGGGAAUGAGGACGAGCGAUCAUACCGAACUGUUUUCAUGAAUCUCUACCAUGGACAGUUUACGGACCUUCAAAGCACGCAGCAAUGGUGGGAAAUGACAGAGAACUGCAGUGAUAUCAACCAUAAGCUAUAUCUCCAAUAUCUACCAUAUUCAGACUGUGACAGUCUUGUCAUUUAUACAUUCAAUGAUAAAGUGUUUCCAAGGACACUUUCAUUCCUUUCUGCAGGAGGAAUCAUCGGCUUAUAUACAACAAUGGUAUUGGUAGCCGGUAGAGUGAUUCGCGGCUUCAUCUCUGGAGCAUCCUAUAAGAUAAUGUUUACUGAACUUCCUAAUGUGGAUCGUGUUCUACAGCUAUGUCACGACAUAUACCUUGUGAGAGAAAGUGGUGAACUUGCCUUAGAAGAAGAUUUGUUUGCUAAGCUUGUCUUCCUCUACCGGUCACCAGAAACACUUAUCAAAUGGACCAGACCGAGAGAGGAAGGGGAACUUGAAGGCGAUGAAGCAGGAGAUGUUCGAUCAGCUGCUAUGCAGUAAUCAUAGUGCAGUGUUUAUUAAUUUGAAGAUAGGAUGCAUUGUGCUGUGUGUCCAUACAAUAUGAAACAGUUUCAUUUUGCUUUGAGAAAAAAGUGGAUUAUGGACAACAUUGCUGUUUCAGAAAAGAUCAGAUUACUUACUGAAGUAAUUUCCAGUUCCUCAAGUAUCAGUCUGUUACAUGACAAAGAAACAUCUUCAGGGAGUUUAUUCUUAUGUGAAACGUGGUUGACAUUAAUCCACAAGAUGUAGCUGUGCUGUUUUAAGCAUCUGUAUCAUAUUGCAAAAAAGGGAGCUGAACUCUACAAAUAAUCCAUAAAAAAUAAAAAGAUUGAAGUUUGACUUCCUCAGUGACAUUGGACAAUAUUCAGAUGAUGUGGCAUGUGUUGCUUGCAAGGCUGAAGUAUUUCAAAUACUAUUUUAUUUACAUUGCCUAAAUGAACAUAGUAAUGCUGUAUUUAUAUAUUCUUUAUAUUUAAUAUGAUACUGUUGGGUAGUGCUUUUUAACAUAAUUGUAAUGGAUACGAGUAUUUAGUGAACUUUUAUAUACUUUUAUAUGCUAGUGUGAACAUGAUCAUGUAACUGCUGAAUGAUAAAUGCUAUUUUGUGGAAUUUAGCACAUUACUUUACAAUACAGCCCUGUUUGUAUGAAUGAUUUAUACUAAUGAGAUUUGUAGUGGUUGUUUUGUAUGGUGCAGUGAAAAUGACUGGAGAUUGUGAUUAUAUUUCAUCCAGUGGCUUAUAUAUAAAACAAUUUUGUAUAUCUAUGUUUCAAUUAAUAAUGUUUAUUUUUAAUUACUGGCAUGCAAGAACUUCCACACAUCCACAAACUGUUGCAAAAAUAUGCUGUUCAUAUCCAAAUGAAUAAAAGAGCUUUUUUUACAUA